GUGGAAGUUGCCGAUCAAAGCUGGGCACUGGGUUGCCUGUUGCCUCGCGAGCUCAGUCGUCAGAAACUAGGGUUGCUUCUUUGUAAGGAGGAAAAGUUGCCCUUUUGUUGUGCUGAAUCAAGCCUCUGCACCAAAAGCGUUUUGCAGCGUUUUUGAGGAACGUCAUGGCGACAGGACUCGCCAGGUUUGGGGAGAAGCCCUUUGCUCAUGAAGCUGUCGAGCCAGAGAUUGCAAUAGUGUGUGCUGCGGACCGGCAGAAUGGGAACAAUUAUGAAAUGAGGAGAGUAGGAGCAGAGGAUGCCAUUGAUGCUCUGGUGCAGGGCCUGGAGGCUGCCGGGUUGAAGGUGGACCGAGUGAUGGGGAGGAAUGCGGAGCAGUUUCUCAAAGUGGGUGCCCCGCUGGAGGUGAUUGGAAGAGAGGCGGAGCGACUAAAGUUGACGAAGUUGACAAAUUUGGGAAUUGACACACAUUUCAGUUGGGAUCUGCGAGACUCUUUCGUCCCUCAGCCUGAUGGAGCUCUUUUCAGCCGGACGGAGCGUUACCAGUGCCUCGAGUCCAUCAUUGAAAGCAUUGAGGCCAAGACCAGUAGCCCCACCGUGCUGGCGCUCCCAGGCGGAAAGGGCCAUCUCGAGAUCACCCGGGGCACCAAAGCUGUCGCGGCGCUGCGCGAGAAGGGGGCAGUGACGGACAUCUUCCCUCUGCACAACGAGUCUCAACGGCAGGAGCUUGUCCGCCACUGGCCGUUCAACUUCUUGGGAGGCACCAAGCAGCCGCUGGACGAUAUCUACUCCUACUUCGGUCUCAAGGUCGCCAUGUAUUUUGCAUUCCUGGGGUACUACACAACGUGGCUCGUCUUCCCGGCAGUGGCGGGCGCGCUGCUUCACUUCGUCGAUCUCAGGUCGUGGAACAGCCUGGUUCCGCCCUUGUUUGCGAUGGUGGUCGUCAUGUGGGCGGUCGCCUUCCUGGCCUUCUGGAAGCGGUACAACACCGAGCUGCAGGCCAGAUGGGAGGUGAACAUCGAGCAAGACGAAGUGCACACGACGCAACCGUGGGACGAGCCGACGAACGAGCCAAGCCACGGAAUCGCGCAGCGUCCGGCGGUGGACGGCCCGAGCCGCGCUCUGCAGCGGGAGGAGUGGAAGGACCGGCUGCUGACAAUGAAGAACAACUUGGUGGCCGUGGGGGGUAUCUUCCUUCUGCAGGCCCCAUACGAGAUGCUGUUUGUGUACUGCUUCCACGCUCUCGGCGGCUCCCCGUUCAAGUACGUACUGCUAGGCGCCAACUCGGGGAUCGCAGGCCAGAUCACCAAGCUGGGCUCCAGCGUCGCGAUGCGCCUCAACAAGACGCAGACGUUCGUCAGCAAGGAGCAGGAGGCCGACGCGCUGGUCUAUAAGACGUUCGUCAUCUACUUCCUCCAGUCCUUCAUGGGCUUCUUCUACUACGCUUUCUACAUUCGAGACUUUUCCAUGCUGCGCUCGUACCUCUUCAGCCGCCUUUUCACGAACGCCAUCAUCCAGAACAUCACGGAGGUGGGCGUGCCGAUCUUUACCUUCUACAUGAGCGAGCGGAAGGCCCGACAGGAGGAGCAAGCCGAGAAAAGAGAGACCAAAGAGAAGGCCAGCCGCUCGUCCGCGUCCCGCGUCGAGCGGGAGUCCCACAUGCCGGCUUACGUGGCGAGCAUCGGCGGCGGCGCAUACGACGGCACUUUCGACGAUUUUCUGGAACUCGCGCUCCAGUUCGGCGUCGUUACCAUGUUUGCGGGGGCGUUCCCGCUCGUUGCGCUCUUUGCGCUGGUCAACAAUCUGGCGGAGAUCCGAAGCGACUCGUUCAAGCUGGCGUGCACCAUGCGGCGGCCGGUGCCGCACCGGGUCGCGUCGAUCGGCGCGUGGCUCAAUAUCUUCCAGUACUUGGGCGUCAUUGCGAUCGUCAGCAACUGUUUGCUCCUCGUCGUCAUCUACGACGAACAGAAGACGUGGCGGAUCGACCCGGGCCUGCUUGUCCUGCUCAUCGUGGAGCAUUUGCUGCUGCUCGCACGCAACUCCCUCGCCUGGUUCAUUCCUCCGGUGCCGGCUUGGGUGCAAGCAAAACGGGAAAGGCGGCGGCGCAUCCAACAAAGCUAUCUGCAUCAGUCUCUGUCGGGUCCAAAAGAUCAAGCCUACGAGAAGCUGCGUUUGGCUGGGGCUUAGGUCGGUGGUGGAAACUUGGAGAGUUGCAAGAGCUUGGUAUGUGAACACACAUGUAAGAUACAGAUAGGCUUGAUUCCGUUUAUGGUAUCCGAGGUUCCCAAUCUGCUCACUCAUGCUAGCCGGGAAUCCCGCGGUUUUAUCCGUAUUCAACUAACCAGCAGUCAAAGCAUUCCACGCGAUACGUGUCGGAUCAAUCGAGCACGCUCGAAUUAACCAGAUGUCUCCAACGAAGUGAGGUGAUGCCAUG
Molecule: messenger RNA, 2433 nt
Organism: Klebsormidium nitens
Lineage: Eukaryota; Viridiplantae; Streptophyta; Klebsormidiophyceae; Klebsormidiales; Klebsormidiaceae
Source: the annotation of a GenBank genome assembly